UUCUCACGCAAAAAUAUUUGUCCAGAUGGCGCAGAAGUUGAGCAUCAUGUACCCCAGUCACUGGUCUACCCGUUCAUGGACUAUGUAUAUUUACUGAGGCAGGGUGGAUAUCACAAAGGUCAUCAUCCAUGUCAGCACAUAUAUUACGUAACAUUCAUUCAACUACCAGAGACACAAGAAGCUGCAGUCCACAGUCUUGUCAAAAUGGAGAAGCAGGAUGUUACAGUGAAGCUUUGGGGAGGAAGGUUCUCAAGGCCAGCAGACCCUCUUCUUGAAAAACUAAAUACAUCCAUUGAUUGUGACCAGAAAAUGUGGCAUGAAGAUAUUAGAGGAAGCAUGGCAUAUGCAGAAGCAUUAAAACAUGCAGGGUUAAUAUCUGCUGAUGAAGAAGUCCAGAUUAAAAAAGGACUGCAAGAGAUAUGUAAAGAAUGGCAAGAAAGUAGGUUUACAAUAAAGAGCUCAGAUGAAGACAUUCAUACAGCUAUUGAAAGGAGGCUGAAGGAACUUAUUGGUGAACCUGCAUCCAAACUCCACACUGGAAGAAGCCGAAAUGAUCAAGUAGCCACAGACAUGAAACUCUGGCUUCUGUCUCAUAUUCAAAACCUCCAGCAAAUAUUUUAUGAACUUGUAGAGACUUUUACUAAAAAAGCACAAGAUAAUAUUAAUGUUAUUAUGCCAGGAUAUACUCAUCUCCAAAGAGCUCAAACAAUUCGUUGGAGUCAUUGGUUACUAAGCCACACCUGGAGUCUGAUAUCAGAUUAUGAUAGAUUAUGUCAGUUAUUUGAAAGCACAAGUGUAAUGCCCUUGGGUAGUGGUGCCCUAGCAGGAAAUCCUUUUGAAAUAGAUCGCAAAAAAUUAGCCAAGAAUUUGGGAUUUAAGAAAAUAUCGCAGAACAGCAUGCAUGCUGUUUCAGAUCGUGAUUUCGUUGCUGAAUUCUUAUUCUGGUCAACAUUAACAGCCAUUCAUCUAAGUCGUCUAGCUGAAGAUCUCAUAAUAUACAGCAGUGAAGAAUUUGCAUUUGUAAAAUUAAGUGAUGCCUAUGCAACAGGGAGCAGUCUAAUGCCACAGAAGAAGAAUCCAGACAGCCUUGAACUCAUUAGAGGGAAAUCUGGAUGCAUUUUUGGACAUUUUUCUGGUUUUAUGAUGGUCCUCAAAGGUCUGCCUUCAACCUAUAAUAAAGACCUCCAGGAAGACAAAAGGGCUAUGUUUGAAACAUAUAACAUUAUGGAAAUGAUUUUAAAGAUAACUAAGGGGAUUGUGGAAACAAUGGAGGUAAAUAAAGAAGUCUGCCUGUCAGCUCUAACACCAAACCUUCUAGCCACUGACGUUGCAUAUUACCUAGUGCGGAAAGGGGUUCCUUUCCGUGAAGCACAUCAUAUCGUUGGUGAAGUUGUUGCCACAGCUGAAAAACAGAAGAAACAGAUAACGGAUCUCACCGUAAACGAACUUCAGCUGAUAAGCUCUAAAUUUAGUGAUGAUAUUAAGAAGAUAUGGGAUUACACUAACAGUGUUGAACAAUACAGAAGCACUGGUGGAACCUGCAGUGACAGCAUUCUGCUUCAAAUUAGAACAUUGAAAGAAUGGGUAGAGAAGGAAAAACAGCAGUUUUCUAAAAUGGAGAUGCCUGUCUCUUCAAACUAAGGCAUUGCCAGUAUAAACCACCACUGACAUAAAUUUGUGAGCCAUAAUUAUAAAAUACAUCAUUAAAAAGGAUAUUGUAUUACUAUUUUUAAGGUCUCAUGUACACUUUUCUUUUGUGUUAAUCUGAAUGAUAUAUUAUGUAUUUAAUAAGUGAACAAAUAAGAAUAAAAAUACAAUCAAUUCA
Molecule: messenger RNA, 1825 nt
Organism: Schistocerca americana (American grasshopper)
Lineage: Eukaryota; Metazoa; Arthropoda; Insecta; Orthoptera; Acrididae
Gene: Argl
Product: argininosuccinate lyase
Exons: 13
Coding region: 76-1641 (521 amino acids)
Cellular component (GO): cytosol
Molecular function (GO): argininosuccinate lyase activity
Source: RefSeq, a predicted model, not a curated record